Messenger RNA from Fulmarus glacialis (Northern fulmar), 180 nucleotides. RefSeq names its product guanine nucleotide binding protein (G protein), gamma 5 (gene GNG5). The record is from RefSeq and is a predicted model, not a curated record. The transcript is spliced from 2 exons. Gene Ontology annotation, molecular function: G-protein beta-subunit binding. Lineage: Eukaryota; Metazoa; Chordata; Aves; Procellariiformes; Procellariidae. The coding region runs from base 1 to 180 and encodes 59 amino acids. Gene Ontology annotation, biological process: G protein-coupled receptor signaling pathway. Gene Ontology annotation, cellular component: heterotrimeric G-protein complex.
AUGGAGACCCCGCUGCAAGGCGUGCUGAGUGCGUUUAACUUGUGCAUUUUCGGGGUUUCUCAGGCUGCAGCAGACUUGAAGCAAUUCUGCCUGCAGAAUGCACAACAUGAUCCCCUACUGACAGGAGUAUCAUCAAGUACAAAUCCAUUCAGACCCCAGAAAGUUUGUUCAUUUUUGUAA